Ostreococcus tauri is the source of this 759-nucleotide messenger RNA. RefSeq names its product Cyclophilin-like peptidyl-prolyl cis-trans isomerase domain. Gene Ontology annotation, biological process: protein peptidyl-prolyl isomerization. The coding region runs from base 1 to 759 and encodes 252 amino acids. Gene Ontology annotation, molecular function: peptidyl-prolyl cis-trans isomerase activity. The transcript has a single exon. Lineage: Eukaryota; Viridiplantae; Chlorophyta; Mamiellophyceae; Mamiellales; Bathycoccaceae. The record is from RefSeq and is a predicted model, not a curated record.
AUGGCGACUGGGUGGGUCUGGAAUUCGACACACGACGACGCACGAAUGCCCUCGCGGGCGUUUCUCGACGUCGACGUCGACGACCAUCGCGCCAAGCACGCGCGGUGCCGCGCGUUCGUCGAGGCGACGGAUUUACGCUACGGAUGGUCGUCCAAAGAUGUCUCGGCGUUGGGUGGGAGUGAAAAAUCUCGACUGAAUGAAAUGUACGAGAGCGAUCACGAGUGGAGCGCUCGAGGAGCGAUCGAGACGGAACCGGCGACGAAGACGCGGAUGGUGUUCGAGCUGUUCGACGAGCGGGCGCCGUUGGCGUGUGAGAAUUUUAAGAUGUUGUGCCUGGGAACGAGAGGGACGAGUAAGGAGAGCGGAGCGAGAAUGUGUUACGAAGGCGUGCGGUUUCAUCGAUGCGUGCGAGGGUUCAUGAUGCAGGGAGGGGAUUUUCAACAUCAGAACGGCGCGGGGGGGGAGUCCGCGCUCGGGAAGAAGACGUUCAAGGAUGAUGUCGGAGGUUUGAAAUUGAAACACGACGCGCGAGGCGUGUUGUCGAUGGGGAACACGGGAAAGAAUUCAAACACCUCGCAGUUUUUUAUAACGUUCGGGCCGUGUAAGCAGCUCGAUGGGAAGCACGUAGUUUUUGGGAAGAUCAUCGAGGGCAUGGAGGUGUUGGAUAUGAUCGAGGAAGAGUGCGCGGUGGCGCCGGGAGGUAUGAGCGAGGAACCGACGAAGAGCGUCGUCGUAGCGGAGUGCGGAGUGUUGGAAUGA